AUGGCGGGCAGAGGUAGGGGAAGAGGUCGUUCAACUGCUCAAACAGUCGAUUCUAGCCCUCCUAGACCAGGGGCAGAUUCGGCUAAAGCCCCAAUACACGCAGACCAGAAGACAGCUAGUCCUAAGGAGAGCGAUCUUACUGGACUUAAAAGGGCUUUAGGAUCUCUAAACCCAAAAUCUCAAGAUGAAUUGGACGCCUUUGCAACCAAAGCCCAAACGUUUGCAACAACCGACGAGAAAUACUCAGAACUUAUCGAUUAUCUUUACGAAAGGACUUUUGAGGACAAUGAGUUUGCUCAUAAAGCAGCCGUGGUUAUGAACACGUUAUCGUUACUUGCAGACGGGGGUAGCAAAUUCAGAUCUAAUUUACUCAAACGAGCUCAGGAGUACUACAAAAAUAGAGAUUCCUUUAAACUCGAAUCUCUGUCCCGCUGGAAUGGUCUUGCUAAUUUAAUUUGCGAGAUAUUUAAGGUGUUGAGGAUCGGUGGUGCACCCCUUAAGCCACUUGCUACGUCGGUUUAUCAGAUCCUAAGGGAGUUAUUGGAAGGUUGCUCUAACCCAGAAGAUGAAGAAGGGAUGCAGUUGGAGUGUUUCUAUACACAGUUCAAGAAUGUUGGCGAGAUUUUAGAAGUUGUUGAUCAGGAGAAGAUGGAUAGCCUUAUGUGCAUUGUUCGUGAUGUCAUCCUCAGUGGUUCAUCAACACAGCAGAUGCGCUGUAUGUUGACUGAAAUCCUUGAGCUCAAGUCAUCCAAAUGGAAGCUACCAAAGACUGUUGAAAGCUUCUACUGCGAUGCUAUGGCUGACAUCUUAGCUAGUCAAUAAUAAAGAAGUAUACAACUUAAAUAAUCAUCAGUUUCAUGAAUUUCUCUUGACAAAACCUUCUAUGAAGACCUAUGAAUACUAUAACUAAUAUAUAUAUAUAUAUAUAAAUAAUAUAAACCAGUGCUGUUGCAUUGAAGGCAUACACAGAUUGCAAGAAAAGGUAUCCACUGCAGCUUUACAGUACCUGAUCUUAUGAUGUCUCCCCACCCACCCUAGAAUUGAACAUGUGUUUUUGCAGUGUAAACAGUUUUAAGGAAAUUGUUACAAUAAUUUUUUAUCAAGUAAAAUAUUGUAUGGAAAAUCAAGCAUAAUCUAGUGACAUGGCACAAAAUUUUCAGAACUGGAAAUAUAUCAUAUAUGCUGGUUAGACCAGAAACAUGAAUAAAAUUAUGAACCUUCUGCUAAAA
Messenger RNA from Nematostella vectensis (starlet sea anemone), 1229 nucleotides. RefSeq names its product MIF4G domain-containing protein B. Gene Ontology annotation, biological process: regulation of translational initiation. Gene Ontology annotation, molecular function: protein binding; RNA binding; translation activator activity. NCBI's taxonomy places the organism in Eukaryota, Metazoa, Cnidaria, Anthozoa, Actiniaria, Edwardsiidae. The record is from RefSeq and is a predicted model, not a curated record. Gene Ontology annotation, cellular component: cytosol. The coding region runs from base 1 to 822 and encodes 273 amino acids. The transcript has 2 exons.